UAACACUGGAGGAAAAUUAAUUAAUGACAAUUUAGCAGUAAAGUCAUUGAAGAGAGUCAAACAAAUAUAAAAAAGAGGUCGUGAAUUAUGAGGCCAUUAUGAUACACUGUAUAAAUGUGUAUCGUGUCAUUCCAUUUGUUGCAAUGGUGACAUCACUCCGUCACCUCGUUGUGCUUUGUGACCGUGGACAUUGACAAAAUUGAUGAUUAAUAUUGAAGAUCAUUUUGAUUGUUUGGGUGUGUUUUGGCGCCAAGCGAGCGACCAAGUGGCGCUCACCCUUGACAUAAAUGUUGUUGUUUUGCAGGGAUGUGCCAGUGUGUUUGUCCAGGUGAGGAAUGCUUUGUACAGAGCGUUGUUUGUCAAUAGUUGCCUGAAGUGAUGUCAGGGGCCUAACACCAGCUACUACCAGGAGGCGGCGGAGCUGGCGGUGGGCUACCGCUGCUCCUGCCGGCACAGCAUGGGCGGGCCGCAGUGCAGCAUUGUCACGGUAGUGGUGGGCAGCGUGGCGCGACCAAGCCCUGAGGCGGAGGCCAUGUCGGCGGGCCAGGUGGUGCUAGUGGUGGUGUUCAGCACCGCUAUGCCCGUGCUGGUGGUGGAAUUGGUGUUGGUGAUCGUAUGCAUAAAGCGGAAACGCGUACGUGACUGCCCGUGUCGGGAUGAGGAGGCGCGGCGUCAGAACGAGCAGAACAUGGUGCACAACGCUGUGGGCGCCGUCAACAGUGUCUGGACCACCACAUGAUCUUCUACUCCCUAAACUUCCCCAUCAAGAAACCUCUCAACACCGUGCCACCGGCUCCCCCCUUGCAUCACCCACACCACACCCACCUCCACCACCAUCACCUCCACGACCACGACUACAAGAAUCCCGCGGAGAACGCAUACUCCGCAGUGCCCAUGCGCAGCAGCAGGACUCAACAAGGAUGUGUCGCGGCUCUCGCUGGCUGACCGCCUCGAGAAGGACAUUGAGCCCCCGCCCAGCGCCUGCGUCACGCCCACCUCGGACUCCAGCGCCCCAUGCAAGGU
Portunus trituberculatus (swimming crab) is the source of this 1023-nucleotide messenger RNA. Its product is annotated as neurogenic locus protein delta-like. The record is from RefSeq and is a predicted model, not a curated record. The coding region runs from base 458 to 739 and encodes 93 amino acids. NCBI's taxonomy places the organism in Eukaryota, Metazoa, Arthropoda, Malacostraca, Decapoda, Portunidae. The transcript has 2 exons.